Oncorhynchus keta (chum salmon) is the source of this 11859-nucleotide messenger RNA. RefSeq names its product homeobox protein cut-like 1. Lineage: Eukaryota; Metazoa; Chordata; Actinopteri; Salmoniformes; Salmonidae. Bases 57 to 4688 code for a protein of 1543 amino acids. The record is from RefSeq and is a predicted model, not a curated record. Gene Ontology annotation, molecular function: DNA-binding transcription factor activity, RNA polymerase II-specific; DNA binding. The transcript is spliced from 24 exons. Gene Ontology annotation, biological process: regulation of DNA-templated transcription.
UCCAGCCCCUCGCUCUCUCUGUAUCAGCCUCUCACUCCGUCUCAAUAUGUCUCAAGAUGGCGGCCAAUGCGGGAUCGAUGUUUCAAUAUUGGAAGCGCUUUGAUUUACAGCAGCUGCAGAGAGAACUGGAUGCCACCGCCACAGCCCUGGCCAACAGACAGGAUGAGAGUGAGCAGUCGAGGAAAAAGCUCAUCGACCAAAGCCGUGAGUUCAAGAAAAACACACCAGAGGAUCUGCGAAAGCUGGUAGCUCCGUUGCUCAAAGGCUUCCAAGCAGAGAUCGACGCGGUGAGUAAAAGAAGUAAGGAGUCAGAGGCUGCCUUCCUAAGUGUGUACAAGAGAUUCAUCGAUGUCCCAGACCCUGUGUCGGUCCUGGAGGCUACCCAGCAGCUACAGCUGAAGGUCCAGAGGAUGCACGACAUCGAGACGGAGAACCAGAAGCUCCGCGAGACGCUGGAGGGCUACACCCAGGAGAUCGCUGAGGUCAAGAACCACGAGGUCACAAUUAAAGCACUUAAGGAGAAGAUAGAAGAGUAUGAAGAGACCCUGAAGAAGCAGGCCAAGGAGCUGGGCCAGGAGGAGAGGAGAGAGGAAGAGAAGGAGAAGAAAGAGGGCGAGGAUGGGCAGCUCCACAACAACCAUGCAGAGGAGGCGUGUCAACAACAGGAGAACCAGGAGUCUGCGGUGUCAAAGCUGGAGGAGGCAGACAGUAAGGCCCAGUCCCUACAGACAGCACUUGAAGCAACUCAGGCAGAGCUUUUGGACCUGAAGAGCAAGUAUGACGAAGAGUCAACAUCAAAGGCCAAUGAGAUUGAGGUGGUGAUGUCAGACCUAGAGAGAGCCAAUCAGAGAGCGGAUGUAGCGGAGAGGGAAGCAGAGGCUCUUCGGGAACAGCUGACAUCCGCCAACAAGUCUCUCCAGCUUGCCACACAGAUCCAGAAGGCCCCUGACAUGGAGCAAGCCUUGGAGGUUCUGUCACGUUCCAGUCUGGAGGUGGAGCUGAACGCAAAGGAGCGGGAGGUACUGCACUUGGCUGAGGACGUGCAGAGACUGCAGGCCAGCCUGGCCAACGUCCGUGAGAACUCGGCCUCGCAAAUCAGCCAGCUGGAGCAGCAGCUCAGCACCAAGGAGAGCUCACUCAAGCAACUGGAGGAGAAACUGCAGGAGCAGGCAGACUACGAAGGCAUCAAGAAAGAGCUCAGUUUCCGCAAGUCAGUAGAGUUCGGCUCUUCAAACUACUCUUCAGCACAGGACUCUAAGAAGCCUCUGGAGUUGUUGUUGGAGAAGAGUCGAGGCCUGCAUUCUGAGAGCUCCUCCCUGCGCCUGAACAACAGUGAGCUGAGUAGUUUGAGAGAGCGAAAGGUCAAAGAGUCAUCAGAGGGACAACAGCGUCUCUGCACCACACCCAUGGGCACCAACUUGAAAGGCUCCCCUCCCCCUCCCUCCUCUCAGCUCCUCCUGCGCACUGGCUCAGGUGGUUCCUCCGACACCACCCCUGUCACUGCCGCCAAUGGCACACACCACUUCUCGCCCACGAGUGGCGGGCUAGGUGGGCAGGACUUCUUCAGCCCCUCCUCUCUGGCGUCGGCGGGCACCGCUUUCCCCCUGGGGGGCAAGGUGGUGCUCAACUCCCUGCUGCAGCGCCAGCUCAUGCAGACCUUUUACUCCAAAGCCCUGCAGGACUCCGUGUCCGCCUCCGGCCAGGCCCUGCUCUUCUCCCCUUCCAACUACCCCACCCAUAACUCCCUUUCAGCCAGCCCCCUACCACCCCAUCAGUCUUUGCAGUCGCAAUCCCAGAACCCGUCAGCGGGCAGCCCGGAUGUCAACGGCCUCGCCCCCUCGCCCAGCCAGUCAGAAGGGGCGGGGAGCAUCUCUGAAGGCGAAGACAUGGACACGUCUGAGAUAGCGCGUCAGGUCAAGGAGCAGCUGAUCAAGCACAACAUUGGGCAGAGGAUCUUCGGCCACUACGUGCUGGGGUUGUCCCAGGGCUCGGUCAGUGAGAUACUGGCCAGGCCCAAACCCUGGAACAAGCUCACCAUCCGGGGCAAGGAGCCCUUCCACAAGAUGAGGCAGUUCCUGUCCGACGAGCAGAACAUUCUGGCACUGCGCAGCAUCCAGGGGAGGCAGAGAGAGAACCCAGGCCAGAACCUGAACAGAGUGUUUCAGGAGGUUCCGAAGCGAAGAACCGGCUCCGAAGGCUCCUCGAGGCCAGGUAACAUCACCACGCGGAUCCGCACCUCGGAGAGUGGCUCAGAUGAGGCCAUCAAGUCCAUCCUGGAACAGGCCAAGAGAGAGCUGCAGGUUCAGAAGGCUGAUGGUGUGGAGGACAGACAGCGACGACAGACAGGUUACCCCCGAGGCAUGGGCAACUAUUUUGCAAAAUAUGCACAAAGUCUCAGACUUGACUCGUCCCAGCCCCCUCCCUCGUCCAGCAUUGGUGGUGGUGGAGGUGGUAUCGGCUCAGGUGGAUCCUCCAGCUCAGACGAGACCAUCCGCUCCAUCCUAGAGCAGGCAAGGAGAGAGAUGGAGGCCCAGCAGGCCGCCCUAGAGCCCAUCCUCAAGGCAUCCUCCAUGGGCCCCUCCGACCUGGCCCUGCUCUCCCCCAAACUCCUGGGCGCGCCAAUCCUCCCGGCAUCCUACUCGCCCCUGGCCCUCUCCCUAAAGAAGCCCUCCAUCCCCCCAACCUCCUCUCCCUCCUCACUCCUGGAUUUCCACUCUGCCAUGGUGAAGAAGGAGGCAGGAGAAGUGGUGGGAGAAGGCGGGGGAGGAGGAGGGUUGCUAAUGGAUGGUGGGACCAAGCAGGGGCGAGGCUCCUGGAGGGAUCAAUGGUGGAGCAGUAUGCACCCCGGGGGGCAGGGAGCCACGGCAAGCCUGAAUGACGAUGUGCGUAGUCAGGAGGACAGCAAGGAGAAGCCUCCCCUGCUGGCCGGCUCAUCCUCGGUGCUGGCACCCUCCUCCGUCUCCAUCUCCUCCUUGGACUACUGGAAGGACUGGCCCCGGGCCGAGUCCCCGUACUCCCAGGCCAGCUCUGAGCAUGGCGGGGGCACCAAAACCCAGGGGCCCAGCCGCGCCGACACACCCCAGAGCAGUCUCUCUCCCCUAAGUUUGGGGCCUCUGGGGUCCCUGUUGACCCCCGCAGCCAAACAAGCCAAGCCUGUGGUGGCGCCGCUCACUCCUGAGCAGUACGAGUUCUACAUGUACCAAGAGGUGGACACGACCGAGCUCACGCAGCAGGUCAAAGACAAGCUGGCCAAGAACGGCAUCUGCCAGCGCAUCUUUGGAGAGAAGGUGCUGGGCCUGUCUCAGGGCAGUGUGAGCGACAUGCUGUCCAGGCCCAAGCCCUGGAGCAAGCUGACCCAGAAGGGCCGGGAGCCCUUCAUCCGCAUGCAGCUCUGGCUCAACGGAGAGCUGGGCCAGAAUGUCCUGCCUUUACAGGGCCAGCCACAAGAAAACACCCCAAAGACCUCAGCCAGCUGCAGCCCGGCCCCGGAGUCCCCCCUCAGCUCAGCCGAGGAGUCCGUGAAGAGCCUUGGGGAGCAGGGGGGAGGAGGAGGGGGAUGUGGAGGAGGAUCAUCCCAGGUCCCCCCCAGGGAGCCCAGCGAGCCCUCUGAGUCCCAGCCCGGCACGCCACUGCCCGUCCCCGGCCACUCAGGUCUCAGCAUCCAGGAGAUGGUGGCCAUGUCCCCAGAGCUGGACACCUAUGUCAUCACCAAGAAGGUCAAGGAGGUGCUGACCGACAACAACCUCGGUCAGCGUCUGUUUGGGGAAACGAUCCUGGGUCUGACUCAGGGCUCGGUGUCUGACCUGCUGGCGAGGCCCAAACCCUGGCACAAGCUCAGCCUGAAAGGACGCGAGCCCUUCGUCCGCAUGCAGCUCUGGCUCCAGGACCCACGCAACGUGGAGAAACUCAUGGACAUGAAACGCAUGGAGAAGAAAGCGUACAUGAAGCGGCGCCACAGCUCUGUGAGCGAGAGCCAGACGGCGGACAGUGGUGGCCUGUCAGGGGGAGACUUCAGCCAGGGAUGCAGCCCCCAGCACGGCCUCGGCCACCACCUGCACCAGCAGCAGCCUCCCCAGCAGCACCUGAAGAAGGCCCGUGUGGUGCUGGCCCCCGAGGAGAAGGAGGCCCUGAAGAGGGCCUACCAGCAGAAGCCCUACCCCUCGCCCAAGACCAUUGAGGAGCUGGCCUCACAGCUCAAUCUCAAAACCAGCACCGUCAUCAACUGGUUUCACAACUAUAGGUCUCGUAUCCGACGGGAGCUUUUCAUCGAGGAGAUCCAGCGAGGUGAGGGCGGCUCCCCGUCCACCAGGGCGGGCAAGGCCAGUGAGGGCGACAGCUGUGACGGUACCGAGUCAGAUGGCACAGUGGAGGGCACACGCCCCGGCCACGAGCACCACCCGGCCUCAGAAGGUGAGGGGGGGUCCGACCACAGAGACGACGGCACCACGUCAGCCACUGGCAGCAAUGCUGCAGGUACCAGUGGCCACCACAAGGGCGGCGCCCUGGACAGCCUGUUCAGUUUCCCCGAGAGCAUCCAUGUUUCCUCUGCGUCUGUUGCCACCACCACUGCUGCCCGCAACCCCCGCGACAGCAGCCUGCGCAAGAAGAAAGCCGCCAACCUCAAUAAUAUCAUCCACCGCCUGGAGAAGGCUGCCGGUAAAGACGAGCCCCACGAGUGGGAGUUCUGAUACGGUACCCCUGCUGCUGGAGAGUGAGAGUUACUAUUUUUCUAGUGCCCUGACUGCACAGUUCCAAGGCCAAGACUGGAGCAGUGCUGCCAGAGAGGAACUGGCAUCUUUUACGACUUUUCAUAUCAAAGAGGGUUCAUAGAUUUUUUUCAAGAAGCGAAACAACAGCAACAACCUGGCUUUGUUUGGAGAAGCACUUAACAACCCUGCUGGCCACAGGGCCCCAUCACCACCGGCCAAAGGUGCGGAGGAGACGAAAGACUUGCGCUACUCACAGAGGAGCGUCACUCCACGGGAGGAAACUGUCACGAGAAGCAAUUAUGUGUUUUAUUUGUGUGCGUGUGCGUGUGUGUGUGUGUGUGUGUGUGUGUUUCCCUUUGAGAGAUUUAUUCACCACCUCAAAGUUUUUCUAACCUUGUUCGCUCAGUGAGUUUUCACAUCUAGUAGACUAACUGUUACAAUGUUUUCCCCUUUUUCUGUUUUCGAAGAGGAUCUUUCUCCUCAUAACUCCAUUGCAGUUCUUUGGCUUUCUGAUAGGAUCGUCAAACAAAAAAAGAGAAUGAAAAGCCAAGCAUUUAGAAAAUUAGUCUGCAGGAGAGGAGAACCCUUUCCCAAGCAAUGUUCCUUUCUGUGCCCCAAAAGCUGCCAUGUAAUGGCACUGGAACUCUUAAUAUGCUAUCCACUCUAUUGAGAAAAGAAUUAACAUUUUUAUAAAAUUAUUUUUCUCCUCUGAGAAAGAAAAAAAACUUUAUAGCAAUUUGGUUGCCACUAAGAGAUUGCACAGUCGGUCGACUUUAAACAAUGCUAUUUUAGAUUCCUAAAUAUUUGGGAAGAGUAAAAUCUGAAGUGAAAUACUCAUCAGUUGAAUGGAACUUUGAAAAAAAAGUAUCACUUUAAUUCACAGUUUUUCAACGUACAACAUAAAAUGCAACGGUCAUGUCAGGAAAAAGGAAAAAUCAGAAAAACAUCUUGUGGUAGCUUACUUUGUGUUCUUUCUCGUGGGUGAUCUAGAAGCUCUUUGAUAAGUAGUGUACAUUUCUUUCAUAGCUUUAACUGACUUCCGGGGGACGCCAUUUUGGUGGCACCGGGAGCGUUUGUUUAAUACACUCCAUUUUAGGCCAAAAUCAGGUUUGAGAAAAAAAGAAAAUAAACAAAAAAGUUGUAUACAAGUUCAUGGAGAAAAAAAACUAUUUCAGUCGAGAUAUUAAAAAAAAUAAAAAAGUUGCAAACUUGCUUUUUAGCCUAUUUUAACCACAAAAACCACACUAUUAAGACCUCAGAACCAGGGUGUACAGUAGAGCCGACGGCCGCUGCACUUCACAGCCUGGCCCUCGGAUGGGGAGGCUUGCGUUUCAUUGGGUGAAAAAGCCAGGAGAUGCACAGCUCACUUUACUGUAUAUUCCAAGCAUCUGGCUCUUUUGCUCUCAACUCUUUACCUACGGUUGUGUGUAUAUUUGUACAUUGUAAAAAGACAGAAAAGAAAGACAAGAAACCCCAGCUGUUGCGUGUCGGUCCUUACAUGCGGUGCACUACGAGUCUGAGGAGGAGAUGGACUCUCCUCUGCUUGUGUGUUCCCAUACAGAGCUACAAGACUGACCUGGUCAUGGUCAACCAGUCACACGUCCCUCCUUUAAAACCCUUUGACAUAUAUUCUCCACGGGCUGCCAUGUUGUGUUGCGCAGAGGUCAAGAGGUCAAAUGUACGAAACCGUGCCAAGGCUUAGUAGAGAUAAUUCAAGGUACAUUUUUAUAAAUUGAAUAACCAACACCAAAAGUUAUAUCCAAAGUAGUGUCGAUGUGACAAAGCCCCAUCCAAGUUGGUUGUCUCUUUCAAAGUCAAGCUGAUUCUCCCACCAAUCUUGAUGCGCUCACUCCUCCUUAUAUUAUGACCAGUUUUAUGAUCAAUUCAUGACUGUUACGUAGCAUCUCCAUUCUCCACUGGUCACAACAAGUCCUCUUACUUUCAGCUGUAACUCUUGGCCUGCCCCAUGUGAAUAUAUCUCAGAGGUUAAGAUCACUUGACACGGGUCAAUGGAAGAAAACAAAGACAUUAGUUUUAUACUUAACCCUCAACCCACCCUCCCUUCCCCAGAUAUGGUAGAACAUUAGACCCCUCCCGCACACAUCGCAACCUCUUCCCUUUUCCCCCUUUCCUCCUCCUAUGCCACAAGCUCACAGUGCCUGCCCGCCCACUGCCUCUCCCUGUGUGUUUGAGUGUGUGAGAGCACACACGUACGUGUACACAAGUAGGCGUGUGUGAUUUUUGUAUCCACGUACCGUAAGAAGGGGGUGUGAGGGUGUGAGCGAGGACUAGCUUCCCUGCUCUGCCAUACACACCCUUGAGUGUGUGUGUGUGUGUGUGUGUUUUAUAAGUCUGUGUGGCUUUGAUUUGUAUAUAGCUGCACACACGUAGAGUGCACAACUGCCACCCUUUGUUUCUUCUAAGCUGUUUUCUAAAUGAUACGGCUUACGGCAUAGCAGACUCACAAAUACAGUAGGUCCCCUUUAUUGCCAUAUUAAAGACAAGCAGUAGAUCACUUCAACAAAGUUUUUUUGUUUCAUGUUUUUGUUAUGCUUAUUUAUAGGUGCUGUAUUUUACAUUUUAAUGUCUUAUUUGAUUUCUGUUCAUUAUUGUUGUUAUUAUUGUAUGGAAGGGACUAUAAGGGGUCAUAUAAUAUUUUUUUUGACUGAUAGACUGCCGGCAGUAUUGGGUUAUACGUACGAGAUUUAGUUGUCAUACAUGUAUAUUUAGUGAUCUUUGAAGACGUUUUGACAGUGUCAUUUAUGUUGUUUGAGCUGAAAUGGGAGAGCAUCCUGACAACGUCGUCUAUAGCAUUAUGGUGCAUUCACCGUUCAUGAUUUGAUGCGUCUGUGCAUUUCUAUUUUCCUCUUUCAUUUCAACAAACAUGAUUGAAAUCAGGUUGACUUAUAUUCUCUUUUGUACAUUUUCCGUGUAUUACUGAACCCAGCACAGGACCGAAGUUGUGGUUGGGCUCAAGAACCAGUAGCAUCUGAAGGUCUGGAACUGCUGUACUUUGGCAUCACCUCUGAAUCUGACACGUAUCUUUGGAGAUUUCUCAGCUUUGUUUGAGAUGAAUGAAGUGAGGUAGAUUUGAUCUAAAAUAAGCAGUGAUCACAUCACUAUAUAUGUGCUUAGAUCCAGCAAGAGUGUGACUUUGGCGUUUCCUGUUUAUUGGACUAUAAACUGGGAUGCACUGGCUACAUUUUGUGACGCUCUUUGUACUACGUACACCUACUAUUUAGAAGAUUAAUAUUUCCUCAAUUAUUAUUUGCUAAAUAUAGGUUUAGUUCCUUCAGACAAAAAAAACUGAUCAAAUGACAUUUUUAUACUAACAGUAACACAAACAGCUGUGUAAAGCACAAGCACUACUGACCAAAAACCUCUUUAAAAGGGGGGGAAGGCAACUUUACCUUAAAAUAUUUAAUUGCAUGCUCAUGAAUAUUUUUUAUGCCGUUCUGACUUUACAAUAAGUUUAGUCUUUAAAGAGAGAUUAUUGGAUACUUUUUUAAAUUGUGAGCAUUUGGAACAGAAUUGGGUCCUGAAUGGCUACUGCUCAGCUGCCCCUCCUACAGCGAAGCUGGUGGUGAUUGGAUCACCUCUGGAGGGGAGUGAUGUUAGCACACUGUUCAAAAACCCUGUGUCCUGCAUGGUUCCAAACCACGCUCUCUUCAAGUGACACACUGCCAGUCUGGCUAAGCCACAGCAGUCCCUAUCAGCUGGUUACACUUUUCUACUGAAUUUCAUUGAAAAAAUGUGAUCGAUUGAACACGAACACGUAACACUUUUGAUAAAAGCACAAGUACAUCGACAAGUUUAAGCAAAACAUAAUGGUAUUUAUAUGUAAUGGCUUUUGACACGUAAAGCUUAAAUUGAUCACACCCAAAAACGUUACCUUUCAAAAAAGGUAUUGAUCUUUUAGCACUAUUAAAGAGAAAUCUUAGCACUUAACCGUCUGCACGGCUUUUCCUUCAGUCUAUAUUUUCAUAGGAUUGCCUUUGCCUUAAAGUGAUCCAGACCAAAGUGUUGAUAUUCUUUUCAGGAUUGCUCAUAAACGAAUGCAGUAAGCUGGCUCUUGGACUGAAGUCUUGCGCCCAUCCCAUCGUCGUUCUCAUGAGACUUUUCAUCACUGGUCUCCAAGUCUUGUGCAGGCACCACAUGGAAACAAGCAAUCAUUUUGAUUGGUCUCCCACAUCCUGCGUCUUCAACGCAGCUGUUGACGUCUGUAGCAAAGUUGUUUUGUCUGGAAAUACUUCACUGCUGUUGAACAAAAGGGGGCCAGUUCUGUGACUGUCUACAGUCCUGGGCUCCUCCAGAGGUGAUGCCAAGGCAGACUCUUGUAGGCCACAGAUUUAGUAAGAGGUCCACAAUCAAAAGCCCCCCACGCAGAUAGUGGGUAUGGCCCUCAUUAAGAACGAUACAGGCUUGAGUGUCUGGUAGAGGCACUAAUGAAAUGGAGUUGAUCAGAGGGAUUUCACUUUGAUACUAUUACUAACAUGUCAAGUUGUGCUGUCAUGAUGUAAACUGUUCCCAGCUAUUGCCCGGUUAGGACAGGAGACAUACUUGACAGGCAGUGCUUUUUGAUUGGGAGUUGAAUUUGUGUGGAUUUGUUUUCCUUUAUCUGUUUCUCAUUUGACGCUAAUUGAAGAUUUGAACAUGAGUUCUCUCACUUUUCUCCCCAAAUCAUGUUCUGCUGUCAGUCAUUUUGGAAACAUUGCAUGUAUACUGAACAAAAAUAUAAACGCAACAUGCAACAAUUUCAAAGAUUAUACUGAGGUACAGUUCAUAUAAGGAAAUCAGUCAAUUUAAAUAAAUACAUUUGUUCCUAAUCUAUAGAUUUCAUUACUGGGCAUGGGUGCAGCCAUGGGUGGGCCUUUGAGGGCAUAGGCCCACCCACUGGGGAGCCAGGCCCAGCCAAUCAGAAUGAGUUUUUCCCCACAAAAGGGCUUUAUUACAGACCAAACUUGUUCUCAACACCCCCACUUCCCCCUCAGGCGAUCACGCAGGUGAAGAAGACGAAUGUGGAGUUAGUUGGCUGGCGUGGUUACACGUGGUCUGCUGUUGUGAGGCCAUUUGGACACACUGCCAAAUUCUCUAAAACAACAUUGGAGGCAGCUUAUGGUAGACAAAUUAACAUUCUCUUGCAACAGCACUGGUGGACAUACUUGCAGUCAGCAUGCCAAUUGCACGCACCCUCAAAACUUGAGACAUCUGUGGCAUUGUGCUGUGUGACAACAACUGCACAUUUUAAAGUGGCCUUUUAUUGUCCCCAGCACAAGGUGCACCUGUGUAAUGAUCAUGCUGUUUAAUCAGCUUCUUGAUAGGCCACACCUGUCAGGUGGAUGGAUUAUCUUUUGCAAAUGAGAAAUGCUCACUAACAGGGCUGUAAACAAAUUUGUGUACAACAUUUGAGAGAAAUAAGCUUUUUGUGCAAAUGGAACAUUUCUGGGAUUUUUUUUAUUUCAGCUCAGGGGACCAACAUAUUACAUGUUGUGUUUAUAUUUUUGUUCAGUGUAGUUUGGUCUUUUGGCCCAGAGUGAAAUGUUUUUGAUCAACCAUCAUGAACUUUAAUUGGAUUUUAUUAUUCAUAGGUCAAUGUGUUUUGGAUUAUUAUUUUAUCGUGAUCAUUAAAGGGGGGUUGUGCACUCUGAACUAAUGGAAGUCAUUCUGGUUGUAGUAGAAGCAAACGUGCUUGAAUGACUUUUUACCUUAUCCUAGUUUUCAAACCGUCUGAACGUCAUUGGUUGAUGUAUACCACGCCUCUUUUCCCUGUAGGUUUGGUUCACAUAUAUGACAUUGCUUUGUCAGACUCCAGUAUUCAAGGACACAAUGCUCCAAGAGGCCACAGUCAUGGAAAUAAUGCUGAUUACAAAGGCACAGAACAUAGACACGGACUGAUAUAACACACCAAUACAUGAGCAAUACAACUUCUGAAAGAGGACCAAAUCAGGCUUGUCUACCUGUCUGUGAGUUAUUGUCUAUCACAUGUCCAUGUAAAGAUCAUAUAGAACAGGCCACUCUUAUCAGUCACAAGUUAACAAAGUCUUUAUGUUGUAGGGAGUCCAAGAGCUAGAGGUCGAUCCUCUUUUCUCUGCUCCUGUUCAUGUGUAUAUUUCUGCUAUUGACAGGGAACGGUUUUCUUUAAGUGUUUGUCAGUUUUGUAGACACAGAGUUGUCUGUAGCUUUCUGAAUGAAUGGGUAAGAUUCUGAGUAUCAUGAAGAAUUAGGGGAUGGGAUUUCAGUGGAACCCUGGAGGAAGCACCCAAAGCUACACUGGUUUAUACAGUACAGAGGGCAUUUUGCUACACUGGUUCAUACAGUACAGAGGGCAUUUUGCAUGUGUUUGUGCAGUUUUUUUGUGCUACAAUUCCCUUCUGUGUUUUCAUGUUAUUUUUCUGUUGCUAAGAAAAACACCGUUCGCUCCAUUCGAGUCCAAUGUCCAGUUAAACAGUGUAUAAUUUGUUGCAGAAUCUAUACGAUUCUUUUUGGACGAAUUUCAGGAAUUUGCCCUUUGCAAAUAUUUUUCUAUAGAACUAAAGCAGAUUGCUAUCAAUAUUAUAUACACUGUCAUAUACAAUUGUACAGAUGAAAUAUAUCCUUAUAGCAAGUUGUUAAGCAUUACUAUGGGUUUGUUUUUUGUUAUUACUGUCAACGUAUUGGUAGUUCUCUCUGUAGGGUUUGUGUCCAUUAGGUUUUUAACUUUUUCUUUUUAUAUUAGGACUACGAAAACCUCACACUUCUGUAAGAUCGACUACAAGGAUUGUUGCAGAAGUUUUAGCAUUAGCCAGCGUUGGUCUCAUGGUGUUUGUGUAUCAUUAAUUCACAUUUCUAAUAUGACCCUUCAAUCAUUUCAUAACCUUGCGGUAUUUGUGAGACAAACUUUAACCUAGUACACAUUAAGACCAAUGCCUUGAUUCUCAUAGAAGCAUAUACAGAAUCAUAUAAUGUCAUUGUACAUCACCACCCCCAAUCUAUACUUACUUUUAUUUAUACUAUAUACACUCCUUUUGCCUUAUUGGAUCUCCUUAUUCAAUGUCAAGAGCCACUGGUCGUGACAAAAGAUUUUUGACAAUGUUUGCCAAAAGUUUGAUGAAAAUCUGGAUUUAUUUGCUUUUGAUUUGCCUUCCCAUUUUGAUUGAAGAUUUGAUUUGAA